GCUCACCAAGUGGAGGUUCUUAUCCCGGCUGCGGCUUGCUUAAAAAGCGCGACAUUGCUCUCUCAAAAUCGUGCCCACUGAAGUAUUUUUCUCACUUCGGAACCCGUUCACUGUUGCACUUUUGCAAGUUCAUCUUGAGCUUGUACUUUGGGUGCACUUGAGCCCAGUGCUCUUUUUUUUUUUUUUUCCACUCUCUGAAGACGCUGUAUUUCAAAAAGCGCAUUCAACGAUACGAUACGCCACCUAGCAAACAGUCGCAACGAGUCGUCCAACAUCGCAGUGGCGUCAAAUAUUCAAGGACUGACGAAUUCAAACAUCACCAUGGCGGACGUUCAACCCGCUACCCAUCAAGGCGGUUCUGACAGGGGAGGCAGGGGAGGCAGAGGCAGAGGCAGAGGCAGAGGCAGAGGACGUGGAGGCAGGCCGCGGAGAGGUCAUCAUGGUUCCGAGCGACCAAACACCGGUGGCGAUGCCAGUCAACCAGUGCAAUCCGCCGAAUCCUCAAGGAAUCUCUUGGAAACGGCGAAUGCAAACGUGCCCCCACCAUCGGUGCUUACGCCGGGUGCGCCCUCAGGACAUUCAAGGGAAGAAGGAGAAGGACGAAGGAGGCCAGGAGGUGGAGGAGGUGGACCUCGGCGCGGGAGAGGAGUCUCAUCUGCUCAACGAUCGAUCGUGGUAUCCCAUCGAGGACGGGCACCACCUCCAGCGACAGCGGCGGCUCCGUCCACUGCGGAAGAGCACGACACUGCAUCAGGCGCCGGAUUAAGCGCGGAUGCUCCCGCUUUUGUCCCCGGCCAACCACUUGCAGUCCCAACCCAACAACCUAGAGCUGCCGCCGCGAAACGUCAAAAGGAGCAUCGUCCUGCGCCAUCCAAUACCUCCAAGUCUUCGGCGCCUGAUUUGACCACCCGAAUCCACGAGGAUAUUGCUUCAGGACUUUACGAAUGCGUAAUAUGCACCAACGAGCUGACGCGCAAUACUCGAAUCUGGUCAUGCUCCGUCUGCUGGACUGUCACUCACCUUUCGUGCGUCAAGAAAUGGCAUGCCAACCAAGAGAAAAAUGCGGAGCAGCAGGAGCAAAGUGCUGACCAGCCAUUGUCUUGGAGGUGUCCAGGCUGCAACUCGCAACUUGUCGAGAAGCCCGGACCGGAUCGCUGUUGGUGUAAAAAGGAGAUUGAUCCGAAACCUAUCCCCGGACUGCCUCCUCAUACCUGUGGACAAACAUGUUCCAAGCCUCGGGCUACUUGCCCCCAUCCGUGUUCAUCGAUGUGUCAUGCGGGACCCUGUCCGCCAUGUACAUUGAUGGGGCCUUCUCAGACUUGCUAUUGCGGCAAGCAUACCUCGACGAGACGGUGCAUUGAGACCGAGUAUGGCAAAGGUUUCAGUUGCGAUGCGGUUUGCGGCGAUCUACUCCCAUGUGGAGAGCACUUCUGCUCUCAGACCUGUCACCCUGGGCUGUGCGGAGCUUGCGAGAUUCCUCUCUUGUCGACAUGCUACUGCGGAAAGGAGCAGAAGGAAAUAGCAUGCGAUCAACGCGAUGAGAUCAUGGAUUCUUUCAAUUACGGACAGUUACAAGAUUCCGCAGAGACAGCUGAGUCGGACUCCUGGUUUGAAGGCUCAUUCCGGUGCAGCAGCAUCUGUGGCAGAACUUACGACUGUGGACAUCACACGUGCCAGAAGCCUUGCCAUCCACAAGAUGAAGAUUCGACACACUGCCCGUUCUCUCCCGAUGUGGUCACUCACUGCCCAUGCGGAAAAACCCCAUUAACGUCGUUGCCAGUACCUCCGCGUCAAUCAUGCGAGGACGCGAUACCUCACUGCGAUAAACCUUGCCAGAAGGUUCUUCCUUGCGGCCAUUUGUGUGAGAAGAAAUGCCACAUUGGCCCCUGUGGGAUGUGUUCGAAGGUCGUCGAGAUCUCGUGCCGUUGCGGCAGGACAGAGACCCAGUCAGCCUGUCACCAGGGCACGAUCGAACAUCCAAUGUGCUUCAGGGUUUGCAGGGUUCAACUCAACUGCGGCAGGCAUGAGUGCGGCGAGCGUUGUUGUCCAGGCGAGAAGAAGGCCGCAGAACGACGCAAGAAGAAGAAUCGGGGUCCGAAUGAGAAUUAUGAAGCGGAACACAUCUGUCUUCAGGUUUGUGGCCGCACACUAAAGUGUGGUCAACACACAUGUCAGCAACUUUGCCACAAGGGUCAAUGCCCGUCAUGUGUGGAAGCUGUUUUCGACGAGAUCAGCUGCAGUUGCGGGCGCACUGUCCUCUACCCUCCUCAGCCCUGCGGAACGAGGCCGCCCGAGUGUCGAUUCCCGUGUAGACGGCGCCAGCCAUGUGGUCAUCCUACUGUUCCUCAUUCCUGUCAUCCAGAUGACACUCCUUGUCCGAAGUGUCCAUCAUUGAUGGACAAGCUUUGCAUUUGCGGAAAGGAAAUCAUGAAGAAUCGGCCGUGCUGGAACAACGAAGUUCACUGUGGGCUGCCUUGUGGAAAGAAGCUUAAGUGCGGAUCACAUGUGUGCAAGAAGACAUGCCACAAGCCAGGCGAUUGCGAAGAUGCCGGCAUCCCUGGCUCCCACUGCGCCCAGGCUUGCGGCAAAGUACGCAAGUCUUGCGAACACACUUGCGCAGAUCAAUGUCACGCUCCGUAUCCUUGCAAGGAGGACAAGCCUUGCCAGUCCAAAACCUUCAUCACCUGUCCAUGCCAGAAUCGCAAGCAGGAAGUCCGUUGCAUGGCCACGAUGCUGAGUCCGUCGUCGGCGCGGGAGUCUUCGCUAAAAUGUGACGACGAAUGUCUCCGACUGCAGCGGAACCGCAAGCUAGCCAAUGCCCUCAAGAUCGACGACACCCACACGGACGACCACAUCCCUUACUCCGACAAGACCCUCAAGAUGUUCAAGGAGAACGUCAACUGGUCCCAGACUCAGGAGCGGGAGUUCCGCGUCUUCGCCUCCUCGCCCGACGAGAAGCGUCUCAGAUUUAAGCCCAUGCCCUCCUCCCAACGCGCCUUCCUGCACAGUCUAGCCGAGGACUUCGGCCUCGACUCCGAGAGUCAAGACCCCGAGCCUCAUCGGCACGUCUGCAUCUUCAAGACCCCGCGGUUCGUCGCUGCGCCCUCCAAGACACUUGCGCAGUGCGCCCGUAUCGCCAAGGCCACCGCCAGUCUCCUCAAGCCCGUGGCAGCUGCCCCGGUCGUCGCUUCCCCCAAGCAGGAAGCCUUCAACGCAUUGCUCCUCAAGGAGCCCCGGUUCGGCCUCACCAUCGAGGAAUUAGACCAGGCCCUCGCCGCCGAUAUCAGAAGCGUGGCCAAAUCCGGCUUGACAGCCGUCGGUUUCACCACCAACUUCCUCCCCACGGAGGAAAUCCUGAUCAAAGCCGUGCCUGCUUCUACAGCAGCGGCCAUCGCCAACUCCUCCAUCGCGCCAACACCACAAGCCAUCGAAUCUGCUCUUAUGACGCUCAAAUCCGCCGUGACCAAAACAGUGUCUCUUUUCAAGUUGGCUACCGGCGGUGUGGUGCUCUGCCACGCUGAUGACUCGUUGAAUGUGGUUCGGAGAGAAGCCGAGAAUGGAAGAGGAGGUGCAGGUGGCUGGAAUGCGGUUGCCAGCCGCGGGUCUUGGAGACGGCUUGGAGGCGGUUCUAAGACGUCGACAGCCGAGCCCGAGAAGGCGGCAGCUCCGUUGACGAGGUCAUUUGUUACGCUCAGAAAGAUUAUGGAGAAGAAGCCUGUGGCGGAACUGAAGAAGAGGCCGGAAGUUGUGGAGGAGGAUUGGGAGACUGCUGCAGAGAAGGAGGAGGAACAGGAACAGGAGAAGGAGAAGAGCGGUACAUCGGGAUCUGUGUCUGAAGGAGAAGCAGAAGGACAGUCCAAGAUUGCCAGUGUAGAUGGCGAUGUCCAGGAAGGGAACGGGGUGACAUCGGAUACAGAACAGAGUGUCGGCACUGCUGUGCAUGAAGAAAAGGAACCCGAGCAGUCGUUGGUGGAUGGAGGAAGUUCGUCUGCCUCUGGAGAACAGGUAGAGACCGAAACUGAAAUGGUGACGGCUACGAUGGUUGCUUAGAAGUUAUACACUAGAGCCGCCUGCUUGUAGUGUGUAGGAUCAUUUGAAUUAUUUAGUGAAGGAUCAUUUAGCGAAGGACACGCUCAAAAUAACAUUUUGAUUAUUGUA
Messenger RNA from Neurospora hispaniola, 4158 nucleotides. RefSeq lists its product as uncharacterized. Gene Ontology annotation, cellular component: nucleus. Gene Ontology annotation, biological process: negative regulation of transcription by RNA polymerase II. Gene Ontology annotation, molecular function: zinc ion binding; DNA-binding transcription factor activity, RNA polymerase II-specific; RNA polymerase II transcription regulatory region sequence-specific DNA binding. The transcript has a single exon. Bases 322 to 4050 code for a protein of 1242 amino acids. Lineage: Eukaryota; Fungi; Ascomycota; Sordariomycetes; Sordariales; Sordariaceae. The record is from RefSeq and is a predicted model, not a curated record.